UAUACGAAAUGAGCUCUAACUUUGUGGAAAAUAUUGUUUAUUCUUACGGAUAAUAAUAACGUUUGAAUGAAGUAUCGAGGUUGUUGCGUUUUUCAAACAUCAGCAGAUAGAUGUCAUCAGUGAAGCGCCCUCUAUCUGCCGAUGCUAGGGACGCUAAGAAAGUCGACUUUUUAUUUUCACUUCAUAUGAGAAUUAUUUUACAAUAGUUCAUAGAAUUUGUCAGAGACGUUGCGCAUGAAGUGAUUACACUGCUUCAAUAAAUAUAUAUAUAUAUUUACCAUAUUCAUUUAUUGAUAUUUAGGCUUCCUGAUGUCAAAGAUACAGCAACAAUUGAUUUCAAUGGUGAAAUAUUGGAGAUCAAUGUUCAAAUGUUACAAGAGCUAGAUAAAUUGGGAGAGGGAUGUUUUGGAACAGUAUCCUUAGCUGAUGUUAAAGAUCAUCCUCAAGUUAGAAUGGCUAUUAAAAAAAUGGCGUUGCAAAAUACGGGAGAAAAUCAAUACACAGCCAUGACUGAUUUGAAAACAAUACGAGCAGUUGGCUCCGAAGGUUACCCCUAUAUUAUCAAAUUUUAUGCAGCAUUGAUAGACACAGUAAGCAAAAAUAA
Molecule: messenger RNA, 604 nt
Organism: Didymodactylos carnosus
Lineage: Eukaryota; Metazoa; Rotifera; Eurotatoria; Philodinida; Philodinidae
Source: the annotation of a GenBank genome assembly